Messenger RNA from Suillus subaureus, 1168 nucleotides. RefSeq lists its product as uncharacterized. The coding region runs from base 127 to 999 and encodes 290 amino acids. Lineage: Eukaryota; Fungi; Basidiomycota; Agaricomycetes; Boletales; Suillaceae. The transcript is spliced from 14 exons. The record is from RefSeq and is a predicted model, not a curated record.
AUCACAUUUUGACUGCAAGAUGAAUGUAUAUCCAUACUGAUAAAACACAGGUUAACGUUGGCCCACUCACCUGUCGAUUUAAAAGGAUGAACAGGCACUUCUCCCCAGCCCUUCAGUCUUUUCCCCAUGGCCACUUCUGUCGUACCGCAGGAUGAUUUCUUGAUGGCAGUAUGGAGCAUUCAGGUGAUGAAUUAUACCGAUGUCGCGGUUACUACUCUUUGGGCUUAUGAUUUAUUGUUACGAUUCCAACAAGAGGCAACAUUUCUCGCCCAAGCCAACAAGAACGUUGCAAAAUUCCUGUACAUCGGAGCCCGCUAUAUGCCGUUGUUGAUAGCUAUUCCUGGGCUCAUCUUUGACCAAGUCUCCCACAUGGGGAACGUUGACUGUCAGAGUGUAGGUGAUCUUGCAACAGCCUUCGGCCUGAUAGCAGCAUUCUGCGCGGAAUCCAUCUUCGUACUCCGAACCUGCGCUAUGUGGGAGGUGAAACACCUUCUACGUCGGAUUAUGUUCAUGAUCGUAGCUCAGGGUAUAACAGUUACUGGGCUAAUCAUUUUCAGCUUUGUCCCGGGGCAGUACGUAUUUGUACCUGAUGUUCCGACAUGCAAAACAUUGCAAGUUGCAAAAGCGCAACGGCUAUUGGUGGCGUUCCUGGCGCUCCUGAUAUUAGAAUUUGUCCUUGUUAUUUCUACCACUGUAAGGGCUGUGAAGAAUUACAGAUCGACACCAAGACCACUCCUUACACUUCUCCUCACGCACCAUAUGUUCUACUAUGGUUGUGGAUUUCUCUUCAGCAUUAUCAAUGUCCUGUGUGUAGCGCUGUUCGAAUACGAAUAUGCUACAGUCUUCUUUAACCCUCAAAUAAUGAUGCAUGCAAUCUUGGCAACACGUAUGCAGUACCAGCUCUGGGAGUCCGAGAAUGCUCGAAAGAGUUAUCGGUCAGAGCAGUACCCUAUGUCGUUGUUAUUCCGGCAACCCCCAGAAGAGACUGCGACGUCUUAGUCAGGUUCAUGCUAUAAGUGACUGUCGCUGGCAGUAAUCUACAGUGUGUAGCACUAGUGACGUGUAGUAUGAUUGAGCCUCCUGCUGGCCUUUCAUUUGACCAUCCGCGAUUGAUCGAGGGUGUCACAUGUGUCUGAAUGACCGUCUUAGAUUUGCUAUCACGUACGAA